AUGGAGGCUCAAGGUGCAUCGGCAAUGCCUCAGGCGUCACAGGAAAAAGAUAAGGUACGCCAACAAGCUGAAAAUCAAGAAACCGCGAAAAAUGGCAUGAUUUCUCAGAUUUUGGACCAGGCGGCGAUGCAAAGAUUGAGUAAUCUCGCUGUCGCCAAGCCAGAGAAAGCUCAAAUGGUUGAAGCCGCGUUGAUUAACAUGGCCAGAAGAGGUCAAUUAUCGGGAAAAAUGAGUGACGAUGGCCUGAAAGCCCUCAUGGAACGUGUCUCCGCCCAAACCCAAAAGUCCACUUCCGUCAAGUUCGAUCGCCGUCGCAACGAGUUGGAUUCCGACGAGGAGUUGGAUCUUUAA
Molecule: messenger RNA, 351 nt
Organism: Caenorhabditis remanei
Lineage: Eukaryota; Metazoa; Nematoda; Chromadorea; Rhabditida; Rhabditidae
Exons: 4
Coding region: 1-351 (116 amino acids)
Cellular component (GO): cytosol; nucleus
Molecular function (GO): DNA binding
Source: RefSeq, a predicted model, not a curated record